Sphaeroforma arctica JP610 is the source of this 1387-nucleotide messenger RNA. RefSeq lists its product as hypothetical. Lineage: Eukaryota; Ichthyosporea; Ichthyophonida. The coding region runs from base 51 to 1091 and encodes 346 amino acids. The record is from RefSeq and is a predicted model, not a curated record. The transcript has a single exon.
UUCGAGUCUAAAUUCGUCUACUUCUUGUAUUCUUUUAAAAGCAAUCACAUAUGGAGCACGAUGGUUAUAUAGCAAUUCGCAUGAUGAUUAUUUCAAUAUGCACAAGACGUGCUACACUAUUUGCGGGUCUACUGGUGUGUUUUAUUUCGCUGGUCGCGUUUACAGUGGACAUCAAUAGCUUGAGUGAGCAGCUGUUAGAUAGCAAGCUGCGAGGGACUUUUCUCUCGAAUAUCGAUACGGCGUUGGAUUGCUCAAAAAGCCAUGCGUGCUCCAUCAUGGAUAGUAUAAACCCGGAUCUCUUAGUGGUAUCAGUCUGCACUGGUAAUACCACACAAAGGUACGGCGGGCUCACCACCUCGUCCCUGAAUCUUAUGGCACACUCGCAUCAUUUCAAAACAGUGGUGCUACGUGAGACACCGGCGUCGCCGAGGCACGCGCGCUGGAGUAAAGUAGAAAUAGCUGAACGCUUAAUUAAUAGUAUACCAGCGUCACAAGCUGAAAUUAUAAUGGUACUAGAUUGCGAUGCUAUGUUCGCCACUUUAGAUAUCAAUCCUAGGGAGCGAGUCGCAUCGUUAUUGGAGGGAAAGACCUUCUUAGCCGCAAACCACCAGCACGAACACAAUGCAGAAUGUGCGCGCGCAGACGACAAGUUUGUUAUAGAUCAAUUGAUUGCGUAUGACCAAAACGUCAGUGCAAUUCAAAACUGUGUGCCAAACUCCGGUUCUUGGGCCGUACGCAACAAUGCGAAAGGGGCCGAGCUGAUCCAUGAAUGGCUGAAGUCAUAUGACUUGGGUGAUAAGGAAAAAGGGCAAUUCUGGAUGCGGAAAGAAACAAAUCUCUUCUUGUUUGAUCAAGGAGGAUUUAUCAAACAUAUAUGGAAGCGGUACUAUAAGGAGAUACAGCUUGUAUCUGGAUUCGAAUUCAACAGGCGCGUUAAUUUCAUUUCCAGAAAAAUAGCUAACUCAAGUUCCAAUAAUCCUCUAUUCAAGGAGUCGUUUAUAGUGCACGGCGUUGGACACGGAGAUAAGUUUAAAUUUCUAGUGCCCUAUUACAAAGAUCUGGUACUACAAUCUACUGGCGAUUUGAGGUGAGCUCUAUACCAGUUAAAACUAAUUAUUAGUGUGCCGUGGGGGAUCUCCAGCGGUGUCUAAGCCGUGCAACAGUGUACCGAUUUAACUUUAUUUACAAGAAUUCUAACAUCGGUUGAUUCAAAAGUUCCGUGAGUCCACCAACGACGAAGUCAGCCAUCUGCACGGCUUGUUAACGAAAAUAAUGUUCAUAUAUCUUGACGCCAUAUCGCCAAUCGUAAGCUUCAAAUCCUGGUGUCCUGGAAAGCACUCCAUAUUAUUAGUAGUGAGAGAGAAAAAGUAUACCAAUAAAAAGUAGG